Tigriopus californicus is the source of this 3093-nucleotide messenger RNA. RefSeq lists its product as uncharacterized. Bases 83 to 1363 code for a protein of 426 amino acids. The transcript has 8 exons. Lineage: Eukaryota; Metazoa; Arthropoda; Copepoda; Harpacticoida; Harpacticidae. The record is from RefSeq and is a predicted model, not a curated record.
UUGCACUCAACCAAGUUAUGGCGUUCUCCUUAACUCAACCAAUGGCCAUCGACAAUGAGAUAGUAGCAAUCAAACUCUCAUUAUGUUAAGUCAUCUAACGAAAACGUUGGUCCUGAAUUGCGUGAUUUCUUACAUAUGGGCUUGUGAACCGUUGCAAUGGUGGAUUCAAAAAGACUUCUACCUCGAUUGCAUCCGAAACAAUGGGUUGAACUUUGAGAAGCUGCAUACCACCCCUGCCGAUGAUUUAUGCAGAAAAUUCUCCAUGGCAAUGGAAUGUAUGGAUCACUUGGUGGCAUGCUCUGGAUCACAUUUUAAAGAGAUUAAAAAGCUCGUCCAUUCACUCAACAUACGCCAAUUCAGUCCCAAAUGCUCAUUCGAUCGAGUCAAGAGAACUAAACGCUCAGCAUUUCCCGGAUUAUUCAGCAGUAGCAGUAAUAGUUACACUAGCAGUUCCAAUCAAAAUGGAUACGGAUACAAUGGGAACAGUCCCACCCCACAAAAUUCCAAAACCAGAUAUGCAUUCAAGGCGGUGGACAAAACGGCCGAGAAGGUGCGAAAUUACGUGGAUUCAAAGUACAACAAGAACGGUGACAGUAAACGUGCUCAAAUGGCCUCCAAGGUGAUCAAUAAAGCAGUGGAAAAAGCCAAAAAGAUGUUGGAUAAGAAGUUAAACAAAAGAACCAAUGGCGUUGGUUCUAGUCGUCAUUCGAUUAUGCCCAUUCCGAUUCCCAUGGGCGGUCACACAUCGAGUUUUAACGAUGAUUUUAGCUCCUCGUUUCUUGGAUCUGGUGGAUCUUCUUCACUUUUGAGUAACUUUGGACCUUCCUCUGCGUUACGCUGUUCUUCAUUUGGAUCCACUUUUGAUCGCUCAUCUAAUAAUCGUGACACCACCGGGAUUUCUUCUGGAUUGGGGACAAGUUCUAGUAAUUACGCGAGUGGAUCACGAUCUGGUCCCAAAACAGUGGAGGAUUUAUUGGUGCUGAUAAUUCCGUGCAGGAUUCAAGACAAGAACAUGAUGGCCCUGAUUGAUACCACUUCACCCAUUUCCACAAUUACUAUGGAUGUCAGUGGGUCUUUAGGUUACGGAAGCAUGGCCAAGGAUGAGAUCCUUGGAAAGCGCAUAACAGAUGUUCCAUUGGAAAUCGGUGGCAAAUCCGUCAAUUUCUCCCUGAACAUGGUGCGCAAUCAACCUGUAGAGAUUGCCUUGGGCACGGAUUUCUUGAGUGAAGUUGGAGCCAUCAUUGAUCUCCAUAGGAACACGUUGAGCAUUCCCAGUUUGGGGAUCGAAAUUGACCUUGUUCGACCGAAGGCCCUGAGCUCAAACUUUCACAAGAGAAUGGAGGUUUGGUCGGCAAAUCCGUGAAGCAUGGCUCUGCCACUGCAUGUCCAGGAAAUGAUGGAACUUUGAUAAAAAAAUGCUAGAGAAAUAAAACCUGCAUAGCCAACAGAGGUUAACGAUUAUGUUCAAGUGACCAACAAAGCGAGUAACAAUGUCAAGGGGGAGCUAUUCUGAUUCUAGCUUAACGAAGUGAACAUUUUUCCAAUCAAUACCCUUUUACACAUUUCGCCAAGAAUAUUCAAUAUCUUCUUUAUAACCAAAUUUGGUUCCUGAAGAUCAAAUAUAACUAUACUAUACUAUACCCUAUUAAUCUUUGGACACUCCCUCCCCCUCCCAUUAUGAAAAGCAAACUAGGAUUGCACCAACCAAUGCAAGUAGGCAUAAAACAAAGUCCCAAACGUUAUUUGCACCAACACUCUUUGUCAAUUCAGUUCACGUGAAGCACGUCUCUUGGCCCUGGCCCAACGAGAGUGGGAUUCUGAUUCGAACAAGGAAUACACCCGAAGAUAUUACUUUGUGGAAUCAAGACAAGCCGAGGCUAGAAACGCGGACCGUCGGAUCGGAGGAUUGCCUCCAAGAUGCUCAUCCACAGUGAACUGUACUGCACGAUACUACGCUUAUUGCGUUUCGAGCGCUUCCUUGACGUUGCUGAACAGCGUAGAGGUAUGUUACUACUCCCUGAAUUGACUCGAUGGCAGCGUUCUUCCAACGCCCACGGCUCCGGGUUCAAUCGUAAUACACGUACACGCUGAGGCAAAAGUGUUCGGUCCAUGUCGUUGUUGGAAUGAACGACAGGAAAUAUUCACUGAGUCAGAGAUCAGCCAGUCAGAGCACUCGAUGGAAGGUUAAACGCUUAACCAACGCCUUCAUAAACAAAAAUAACCGCGCUGUGAAACAUUGUUUUCAAUCAUUAAUGAUAUUAGUUUUAUACUCACCUUUGCACCAUGAUAUUCCAAGGCUUCACAAUGUUCCUGGUUUUGCUGACUCUGACGGUUUUGACCAAAGGAUGUGAUGAAUUCUCGUGGAAGGAGCUCAGUGUUCGCUACGACAAGUGUGUGGUUCAAAAUGGUUGGCACAGUCUUAAACUGAAGCCCUUCCCCAACCAAAAGUUUUGUCGCAAAUUAGAGGAUAUCACGGCGUGCUCAGAAUACCUCCACUUCUGCUUGGACAGUCAUUUCGACGAGAUUCAAACCAAAAUCGGCUCGCUUGGCGUGGAAAAACUUUCCUCCAAGUGCCGCAAGCAUCGAGACAAGCGCGAUGCCCGGAAAAGUGGCGGGAGAAGCGGCAGUCACGGCCGAAGUACGGCCCGACGGGUGGUGGACAAGGUGAAGUCUAAGGGUCGUCAGAUUGUGGACAAGAUUCGUCAUCGAGGCAAUAGAGGACGGAAUACCGGGGGAUUCGGGGCCUCUCAAGGCUUGGCCGGAGGCGGUGCCAUCAAAAAAGAGAGCCGCCGGAAGAAGAUCUUGAAGAAAGUGGGUAAAUUUGCCGUGGCGGGAUUGGCCGCCUACGGUACCUACAAGUUGGCCAAAUCCAUGACCCAAGGAUUGCGUGGCGCGUAUGAUUCGGACGAUUGUUGGGAUUACAGUUAUCUACGAGGACAAUAUGAAUGUGUGUGUCCAGGACAAUGCCACGUGUAUGUAGGCUCAGCCGGGUCGUUGGCGGUAACCGGGGGUUUGCUGUGUGUCAGUGUGAUCGUGUCCUACAGUCUGGGCCGAUUUCAUUUGGAUUAUUAAGAUAUUAAAUAUGGUAACGAA